AUGCCGCCCAAGUCGAGAUUCACAAGGCUGGAUGCCUUUACAAAAACCGUUGAUGAGGCGCGAAUUCGCACUACGAGCGGUGGUGUGGUCACCAUCGUGUCGCUUCUCGUCGUCGUCUUCUUGUCGUGGGGAGAAUGGGCAGAUUACCGGAGAGUAGUCGUACACCCAGAGCUAGUGGUAGACAAGAGCAGAGGAGAACGAAUGCAAAUCCAUCUCAGCAUGACCUUCCCUAGAAUGCCCUGCGAGCUGCUCACACUCGACGUCAUGGAUGUGUCCGGGGAACAACAACACGGGGUUGCACACGGUAUCAACAAGGUCCGCCUUAGACCUGUCAGCCAAGGAGGUGGUGUCAUUGACGUAAAGUCUAUGAACCUCCACGACGAAACUGCUGAGCAUCUUGAUCCUUCGUAUUGUGGUGAAUGCUAUGGUGCCACUGCUCCCCCUAACGCACGAAAGGCUGGGUGCUGCAACACCUGCGACGAGGUCCGAGAAGCCUACGCAACACAGGGCUGGGCGUUCGGUAGGGGCGAAAACGUCGAGCAGUGCACACGUGAGCACUACGCCGAAAGGUUGGACGAGCAGCGUGAGGAGGGUUGCCGAAUCGAAGGUCAUCUCGAAGUCAACAAGGUCGUCGGAAACUUCCACCUUGCGCCUGGUCGUAGUUUCAGCAACGGAAACAUGCAUGUCCAUGACCUAAAGAACUAUUGGGAGACCCCCAACGGCCAUCAGCACGACUUCACCCACACCAUUCACCAGCUUCGCUUUGGUCCUCAGCUUCCCGCCGCGGUUAUUCAGAAGCUGGGCAAGAGCGCUACGCCCUGGACAAACCAUCAUCUGAACCCUCUCGAUGGUACCAAGCAGGAAACCAACGACCCGGCCUACAACUACAUGUACUUUGUCAAGAUUGUGCCUACGUCCUACCUGCCCCUGGGAUGGGAGAAGAAGUUCAGGAAGGCUGGCGGAUUGAUGGAUACGAAUGCCGACGGCAGCCUUGAGACACACCAGUACUCGGUCACUAGCCACAAGCGAAGUCUUCAAGGGGGUAAUGACGCUGCUGAGGGCCAUGCCGAACGUCAGCAUUCACAGGGCGGUAUUCCCGGUGUCUUUUUCUCAUAUGACAUUUCUCCCAUGAAGGUUAUCAACCGUGAGGAACCAGCCAAGUCCUUUACUGGUUUCCUUGCAGGUCUUUGCGCUAUUGUCGGUGGUACUCUCACCGUCGCUGCGGCCGUGGACCGUGGGUUGUUCGAAGGCGCUGCAAGACUGAAGAAGAUGCGAUCUAAGGACCUGUAA
Messenger RNA from Pochonia chlamydosporia 170, 1290 nucleotides. RefSeq names its product COPII-coated vesicle membrane protein Erv46. Gene Ontology annotation, cellular component: endoplasmic reticulum; COPII-coated ER to Golgi transport vesicle; endoplasmic reticulum membrane. Bases 1 to 1290 code for a protein of 429 amino acids. The record is from RefSeq and is a predicted model, not a curated record. The transcript has 3 exons. NCBI's taxonomy places the organism in Eukaryota, Fungi, Ascomycota, Sordariomycetes, Hypocreales, Clavicipitaceae. Gene Ontology annotation, biological process: endoplasmic reticulum to Golgi vesicle-mediated transport; retrograde vesicle-mediated transport, Golgi to endoplasmic reticulum.